UUUUUAGUUUCAAGUUAGUAUCAAAAGAAUGUUAAAUAAUAAAUACUUAAAUGUUCAGUUAAACUUUGGAGUUCAGUUUUCAUUGAGCAUUUUGAAUUUUAUAGAAAUCUUUUGCUUUGAAGCCAAUUAUUUAUAUUUCAAUUUAAUGAAAGAUUUUAAAAACCUUGAAAAAUACUUUAUUAAAUAAUUUUACCUACGUAUUGUUCCUUCUUUAAAUCUCAACCUGGCUGCAGAAAUCUUACAAAGUACGGAUGGAAUUUUGCAAGAAGAGAACGUUUCAGAAGAAUAUGUUGUAAAUAUAUUGGAAGUGAGGAUUAACCCAAAUACUAAUGAUGAUUCGAUUGAAAAUUUGUCAACAUCCAUUAACAAUAGUAUCCCCAAAAAUAACGAAAACGAACCAGUCUAUGUUAAUUCAGAUGUGGACAACUCAUAUCUAAAAGUAUCUAUUAAUAAAGUUCAUCUAUCUGAAGAUGGUAUACGAUUAUCUAUAAAGGUAUUAUGGAACAUUGUAAAAGAUGAUCGACAAACUAAAGACUGGAUUGGAUGUUACAAAUUAGAUGAGAAGAAUGUUAUGACCUGUAUAGCUCGAUAUACACAACCUGUCAAUGGCACGUCAAAAAGAAGUGCAAUGUGGUUAGUUGAUUUUCCACACUGCUCAUCCAUGAAUGAAGGAUAUGGGAAAUUCUUUUGCUUCCGUUACUGCAGCGGCUUGUCUUGUCUGGCUGAAUCACAGCCGGUUGACCUUGACUCUGUGUAUAAGUUAGCAGCAGACAGUAACGAGAAUGCUAAACAGUCUAAAGUGUGUGAAAACUGUACAGAAACAUGUGAAAAUUCAGAAAAAUUAACACAAUCUGGAACUAAAAUUAUUGAAACUAAAGUUGAUGUUCAUGUUCAACAUGUUGAUAAAAAACUCCCAGUUGCUGAAAACAAUGAUUACCUUAAAAUCUGGUCGGAUACUCCUGUUCCAGAUUCCCCUCCUCCACCUCUGCCACCGCGAACCUACAAACAUAAACCAUUAGAAAGAACUUGGGCGAUGCCACCAACUACUAAUAUCCCAUUAGAAGCCUUACGCCAGUUAAAACCAAAAGGUCUAAUGGAUAGUUCUGAUUUUACCAAUGUUUCUCCUAUUGUUGAGUCUAAGGCACAUAGGCCUUUAACUAGAGCUUCUAGUCGAGCUGGAGAUCAUGUUAACAUGAAGUGUUCUGUUCAAAAAACAUUAUCAAAUGAUAAUAGAGAACAUUCAAGAUUUAUGAUGUUAACCGAUGAAAAUAGAAAGCCAAGAAGAUCAGAAAGUAGAAGAGACACUACACUUCCACCAGAUUGGGAAGCUCGAAUGGAUAGUCAUGGUAGAAUAUUUUACAUUGACCAUCUUAAUCGAACUACUACUUGGCAUCGUCCUUCUCGGCAAAAUUGUGAUAUGCAUUAUUAUCAACAAAGACAACAAUUAGACAGAAGGUACCAAAGUAUACGUAGAACUAUUUCACAAGAACCAGAAUGUAAUACAUUAUCUAGAACCGAUUCAUUAAGAUUAGAUUCAUCUAAAACUAAAUUUAGAGAUAAUGCAAGUAUAGCAUUACAGUUUAUUAGUAAAAAAGAAUUUCCAACUUUAUUGCAGCAAAAUCAAAGAGCUUUAGCACUUUAUAAUAGUUCAUCAUCGCUUAAAUAUAUUGUGCCUAAAAUUCGAAAUCAUCCAUCAUUAUUUCAACGGUAUCAAAGUCAUAGUGAUUUGGUUGGCCUUUUAAAUUUGUUUGCCAAUACAAGAAUUACCCUUCCUAGAGGAUGGACAUCAAAAACUGAUGCUGCUGGAAAGGUAUUUUUCAUGGACCAUACCACAAAAAUGACUACUUUUAUUGACCCGCGUUUACCAUUAAAUGAUCUUUCUGUGCCAUUGCCAUCUACAUCUCAAGAACCUCCAAUACCUCCCCCUCGCCCAACUAUUACACACAUUGAUAGCAUGCUUUGUGAUACAGUGGAUAUACCAACUGCCUACAAUGAAAAAGUGGUAGCUUUUAUACGCCAACCAAAUAUACUGGAGAUAUUAGCUGAACGGUAUCCACAAUUAUCUACUGACCAAAAUCUAAAAGAUAAAAUAAACCAAAUUAGAAUUGAUGGUAUUCCAUCUCUAGAUACAUUUGGGAAUGAACUAGAACUCAAUAUUUUGUUAAGUCUAUUUGAGAAUGAGAUAAUGAGUUACGUACCAGUAAGAGUCAGAGACUCAAGAGUAUCUCCUCAACAAUCGCCCAUAAUGAAUAGGGCAAAUAGAACAGUUCCUCCAUUCAAAAGAGAUUUUGAAGCAAAACUUAGGAACUUCUACAAAAAAUUGGAAACUAAAGGAUAUGGACAAGGACCAGGAAAACUUAAGAUUGAUGUACGGCGAGAUCAUCUACUUCAAGAUGCAUACAAUAAAAUAAUGAGCAUGCCUAAAAAAGAUUUACAAAAAUGUAAACUAUCUGCACAGUUUGAUAAUGAAGAAGGACUUGAUUAUGGUGGACCAUCUAGAGAAUUCUUCUUUUUGAUAUCCAGAGAAUUGUUCAAUCCUUAUUACGGCCUUUUUGAAUAUUCGGCUAAUGAUACUUACACUGUUCAAAUAUCGCCUAUGUCGGCGGCAUUUGUUAAUAAUAAAGAAGACUGGUUUAGAUUUAGCGGACGAGUUUUAGGUUUAGCAUUAGUCCACCAAUAUCUAUUGGAUGCAUUUUUUACUCGGCCAUUCUACAAAACUCUAUUAAAGCUACCUAUGAGUUUGAGCGACUUAGAAUCUGUUGACCGAGAAUUCCACCAAUCGUUAUGUUGGGUACAAGAAAGAGAUAUAUCAGGAGAAAUGUUGGACCUCACAUUUUCAGUUACUGAAGAAGUAUUUGGUCAAACAGUUGAAAAAGAGUUAAAACCUGGAGGCCAACGCAUUUUUGUCACAGAUAAAAAUAAAAAGGAGUACAUAGACAAAAUAGUAAAAUGGCGGUUGGAACGUGGUGUUACUGAACAGACGGGAGCUCUGGUUCAAGGAUUUUAUGAUGUAGUUGAUCCACGAUUAGUAUCAGUCUUUGAUGCUCAAGAAUUAGAACUAGUCAUUGCCGGAACUGUUGAAAUAGAUUUAUCUGACUGGAGAAAUAACACAGAAUAUAGAUCAGGUUACCACGAUGGACAUCAAGUUAUUAGAUGGUUUUGGUCUUCAAUAGAACAGUUUACUAAUGAGCAAAGGUUAAGACUACUUCAGUUUGUAACUGGUACAUCUAGUAUACCAUAUGAAGGAUUCUCUGCUCUUCGUGGAUCUAAUAGUCCUAGAAAGUUUUGUAUUGAAAAAUGGGGCAAAGCCAACAGUUUACCAAGGGCACAUACGUGUUUCAAUCGUCUUGAUUUACCACCAUACACUACUCAAAACAUACUUUGCGAAAAACUCUUGUUAGCUAUAGAUGAAAGUAAUACAUUUGGAAUGGAGUAAUAAGUCUUUUUAUAUAUUUUUUAUAGCUAAAUUCAGGCUAAAAAACGUAGAAAUUACGAUUUAUAGACCAGAAAAUAAUUAUUAUUGAACAUUUUUAAGAUUUUUUUUUUUUGUUAUUUUAUAUAUAAAAAACCUAGAGUGAAAAUAAUUAUAUUAUCAUUGUAAAUUUAA
This is a messenger RNA of Metopolophium dirhodum (rose-grain aphid), 3607 nucleotides long. Its product is annotated as E3 ubiquitin-protein ligase HECW2-like. The record is from RefSeq and is a predicted model, not a curated record. The transcript has 13 exons. Lineage: Eukaryota; Metazoa; Arthropoda; Insecta; Hemiptera; Aphididae. Bases 572 to 3436 code for a protein of 954 amino acids. Gene Ontology annotation, biological process: regulation of dendrite morphogenesis. Gene Ontology annotation, molecular function: protein binding; ubiquitin-protein transferase activity.